AUGACUACCCACGGCUACGUCGCGAACUAUUAUAUCGACGACCUCGACAAUUUCAAUCUCGAAGAGCAGUAUCGCCUGCUAUACGACUUGCCAGACGGCCGUUAUGUUGCGCCACAAGUUAAGCGGCGCAUGUUCUACAAAGGCGAAACCGCAUCGCAAGCUCUGGAGCACCCCCAAUUCGCUGUCGCCAAGCUUGUACGAUGCGCCGAGCUUGAUCGACGAGGAGCGGUGGCACGAAGCUCGAGUGAAGCUGAGGCGUGA
Molecule: messenger RNA, 261 nt
Organism: Alternaria conjuncta
Lineage: Eukaryota; Fungi; Ascomycota; Dothideomycetes; Pleosporales; Pleosporaceae
Exons: 2
Coding region: 1-261 (86 amino acids)
Source: RefSeq, a predicted model, not a curated record